Sinocyclocheilus anshuiensis is the source of this 3723-nucleotide messenger RNA. Its product is annotated as probable methyltransferase BTM2 homolog. Bases 135 to 1289 code for a protein of 384 amino acids. The transcript is spliced from 5 exons. Lineage: Eukaryota; Metazoa; Chordata; Actinopteri; Cypriniformes; Cyprinidae. Gene Ontology annotation, biological process: negative regulation of TORC1 signaling. The record is from RefSeq and is a predicted model, not a curated record.
UUUUCAGCGUUCACAGAUUUUUCGCGCACUUCCGGCACGUUCGCUGGAGACUGGAGAGGCGCAAUCAGGCUGCGCGUUGUUGCGGUGCGUGCGUGCUGACGGAGCCGGUGCGCCGGUAGCCUCAGUGCUGUACUAUGGACCAGCGGAGCAGCGCUGAGACAGAGCCGGAUCUCUCCGUCGCGACGGAGCUGCAGUGCAGGAAGCAGGAGCAGGAGAAGCUGUCGGGGGUGGUGAAGAGCGUGCACCGAAAACUCCGCAGGAAAUACAUUGAAGUGGGAGAUUUCGAGAAAAUAUGGCGUGAACAUUGUGAAGACGAGCAGACUCUUAGCGAAUAUGCCAUGGCCAUGAAGAACUUGGCUGACAACCACUGGGCGAAUAAAUACGAGGGCGAGGGGCGCAUCGAGUGGUGCCGCAGUGUUUGCCAGAAGUACUUCCAGGAUGGAGGGAUGAGGCGAGUGUUGGAGAAGGAUGAGAAAAGCGCUAGGCAUGCCGCAGCUGGGAAUAACACAUCCGCAAACUCUCCACCACAGUUAUCCUCUUCAAGCUCAACGUUCCAGCUUGGGAGGAUACGACUGCUGGAUGUGGGCAGCUGUUUCAAUCCCUUCCUGAAGUUUGACGAGUUUCUGACUGUUGGAAUCGACAUUGUGCCAGCAGUAGAGAGCGUCUACAAAUGCGACUUUCUGAACCUGCAGCUGCAGCAGCCUCUGCAGCUGGCCAGCGAUGCCUUGGAUGCCUUCCUGCGGCAGCUGUGCGGCCCCAUCGAUGCUUUACCUGCACAGUUAUUUCACGUGGUAGUCUUCUCCCUGCUUCUCUCCUACUUCCCCUCGCCCUACCAGCGCUGGCUCUGCUGCAAGAAAGCACAUGAACUCCUGACCCUGAACGGCCUGCUCCUCAUCAUCACCCCCGAUUCCUCCCACCAGGGCCGGCAUGCACUUAUGAUGCGCAGCUGGCGAGUUGCCGUGGAGUCUCUGGGCUUCAAGCACUACAAGUACGUCAAGUUCUCCCACAUGCACCUGAUUGCUUUCCGCAAGGUGUCGCCCACCACCAGCAGCGACCUGGUCAGCCGCAACUACCCGGAGAUGCUUUACAUCCCGCAGGACUUUAACACGCUCGACGAGGACGGAUUCGCAGAUUGCUAUGAUCCUCUGCACUCCGAUUUCGAGGACGACCAGUUGGCUUGUAGCUUCGCGGAAUUACCAGACACACCGUACGAUUCGGACUCGGGCGAGAGCCAGAGCAGCUCGGCUCCCUUCCACGAGCUGGAAGACCCUAUUUUGCUGCAGAGCUGAACUUGUUAACUGCCCCUCUUGAUAUUUAGUACCCUACCUUCGUGCUGCCCAAAUUGCUCUGCUGCGUUUGUGUACUCUACCCCUUUUUAAGAAGCAAAAAGUUUGCACAGAGUGAAUGAGGACGUUUAAGUGGGCGUUGAUUUUUUUUUUAAGAGUGUGCAAGACAUCCUUUUGAACACAAAUGUACACACUAAACAAUCUUAACUAAGAAAUAGAAGUGAUGUGGUUUUGUAACAGAAGCAGCUGAGUGAUUUCAGGUCGAGGGAGAUUUUGCUCACCCACUCUGGCUGUUUUCUCAUUUUUAGAAUGACUGGACAAACCUUUUCAGACUAGCUUAACUUAUAACUUAUACCAGUCUCAAAAGAUCCAACCUUUUUGGUCAGUUACCAUAUUGUUUUGGACUUUUUUUAGCUGAUUUUCGUAAAAGGAUAGUUUGCCCAAAUAUGCCGUUUCAAACCUGUAUGACGUCCGUCUUCUCUGAAAUGCAUAUUUUUUGAAAAAUGCCUCGGUGUAAUUUUGUCCAUACAGUCAAAGUCAAUGUAACUUUUAGUAACAAUGAAACUCAAUGGGGUCCAAAACGAUGUUGUUUUGGACCCCAUUGAGUUUUAUGGUUACUAAAAGUUACAUUGAAACGAAAGUUACAAUGAAAGUCAUUUUGGACCCCAUUGACUUCCAUUGUAAGAACAAAAAUAGUUCAACAUUAAAGUAAAAAGAAAUGAAUACAGUUUUGGAACAUGGCGGUGAAUAAAUGAUCACAGAAUUUUCCAUUUUUGCGUGAACUAUCCAAUUAAUGGUUUGAUUCUUAGCAGGUUUUCACUGGACAUUUUAGAUGGCAAUUUCAGCCAUCUGUUCUCUACCGACUUUUUUUUGAAUAGCCUUUAUCAAUGAUAUUUGUAGCAUUUUAAGUGUCUGCAGAACUUGUGCGUGUUUGGUUAUGUGACAUUGUAACUGUGAAUGUGGAUUUCUCGCUUCAACAAGGUACAAAUCGUGCAAAGUAGUCAUAGUUUUUCAGAACAAACAAUCUUGCAGGUGACCGGAUUGGAUGCUUGCGUUGUGGCAACGUGUUUCUAAUCUUGCGAUCAAACGGCCUGAAAGUAGCUGCGUUUCUGCCUUAGUUUUUGCUUUAACCGCUAUUAUAACCAGUAAUAUCCGAUUACUUGUCAGUAGUAUGUAGUAUGGAAGAGGUUAGAUUUCUCUGCAUUUCGCCAUAAUGUGACUUUAUUGAGUAGGAUGAUUGUUUACUCUUGACUGUUUACUCUCGAAACCUUUGGUUGCUCUAAAUCUACUUCCUGUAUCGUUAUCUGGUGUAUAUCCCAUUGAGUUUUUCAGUACAUUAUUUUAGUUUCCCGCUUUCAAUUACAAAAUAAUGCUUUUAAGGUACAAAAAUUUGAAACGUACUCUGCCAAAUGUUGAUUUAAAAGUACUACAAAAAGAUUGUUGCGUAUCACUGUACGUUUUUAGCUUCUAUGUAUGUAACUGCAGAAUUUGCAGCUAUUUUAUUCACUUCAGGUUCUUAAAAACACUAUUUUGACUGUCCAAGCACAUAUUUGCACGUUUUUCGAUAACACCCUUCAUAGGGUUGGCAAAAUAUCGAUAUUGGCAUCAGCACUUCAUUAGAAUAGCAAUACGUUCAUAAUCAUAAACGGUCAAAAAUUCCCUAUAUCACUGUAACCUGGCAGUUAUAUUAAGUAACUGAUACUAGGCACUGUUUUCUAUUGUAUUCAUGUGGCUACCGUUUGGUAAACCUGAUGACAUGAGAAUAUGCUGUGAUGGGUGUUUACUCUUGAAGGAAUGUGUGAAAUACAUUCAGUACAUUGGGGUUCUGUUGAAGUAUCUAUGUGAGGUUUUGGUGUUAGGCACUUUAAAUGUGUUUUAGGGGUGCCAAAAAUAAGCGUGGAAAGAUUUGACUGUGAUGGAAUUCAGUAUGUGAUCUUUCAGGGUAUCAGAAAAAAAAAUCCUCCUCAAGGUGCCUUCAAACCCAAAUUGUAUUUUUGCAUUUGUGAUUAUAUAGACUGGAUUCAAGAACAGGCUACUGAUUGUCAUAAGAAAGUGCGAUAAUUUCUCUCCCACAGUAAACAGUUACAGAACAUACUUUCAGCAAAUUAACCAGCUCUUGGAAAAAAAUGACUGAAAUACUGCCCUGUUAGCAAUAGCAGUUAAAGGCAUUAUUUAGUCUGUACUCGAUUUAUAAAUAUAAGAAAAAAGACAUUUUAAAACAUUUAAAACAAAAAAAAAGCUUUGUAUUAUAUUGUUUACUUGGUGGUGUGUUCAGAUAUUCACAUAUCAAAUGUCUUUGUCUUCCCCAGGCUCUAAUCCACUGUUUGCAUGAUUGAUUUUCUUUAUCAGUGUUAUGAUGCUUGCCUCCCACAGAACCGGACUAUUUGUGAGGAAUAUUGUUAUUCAUCUUUUAUAAAUAAAGGUUUUUGUUGCCUUA